GAAGAGCGAGCGAGCGCGUGCAUGGGCCGUUGCUAGGCAACCAAUGCUGCUAACAAGACGGGGCCUGAGCUAGCCAAAAACUACGUCAAACGGUAAUUUGUCAACACUUCUUGCUCGACAACUCACCAGCCAUGCCGCCUCCGGAGACUAUGUACUGUUCCCAGCAAAUCAUCAUCCCAAAAGGGCUGCCAAACAUCCUCAAGAACUUCACAAAGGCAGCCAUCCGAACACAGCCCAAAGACCUGCUGGUGUGGUCUGCAGCAUAUUUCGAUGCGCUGUCUAAAGGAGAGACUCUGCCAGUCAAGGAGAGACUGGAGCUCAACGUCAACGACAAGAAUAAAGAUGCAACACUGACUCCGGGUCUGCUAAAGACCCUCCACAAGCAGCUGUCCACUGCGGAGACGUGCAGCAGAGAGCAGUUACGUGAGAAAUGGAAGUCCUUGUGUCUGCCCAAGGAACAGCUGGAGAACAUGUUGACAUUGGGUAACUUUGACACGGACAUCACCUGGAUGCAGUUUUUCGCUGUGGGCUGCAGUGCUCUGGGAGAUACCUUCAAGACUUCCCUCAAGGUCGCUUGUGAGAUCCUGACCGAGGAUGAGGAAGGAGCCGCCGCAAGGAUCCCCUUUGACAUAUUUACGAUGCUGUGCACCUACCUGGCUCACCUGGACCCGGAGAUACAACAGGAGAACAUUGACAGCUUUCUCACAAGCCUGGAGCCACAAGUGGAGAAACAGCAGGGAAUGAUCAAACCUGUUGACUUCAUCUAUCGGGAGGACGCCCUGUGAGUCAUCUCAGCUAAAAGUUGAACAAAAUGGCAGUUGCAUGACGCGAGGAGGGUGUGUACAUUCAUUUUAAAGACAAAUGUUUCUAAAUUGCGGAAGCGGGUGAACUCUGUGGACGCUUAAGGGAACCGCCGCUAUGGUGAGCAGCUGUCAGUGAACUAAGCGUCCUAACUAAGCCUUCUAAAUCUUCCUGCGGGAAUGAGGAUGUCAUCAUCUUUGCAGAUUAGAAUAUUCUUAAUUAAUCACUGUGCUAUACAGUACAGCGAAAGUAUAAGUGUAUUACGGUGAUUACACUGUAGAGUGGGGCCUCCAAAACUGAGCACAGGCAAUUUAAACCAAAAUAAAGUAAAACUAUUAAUUUUUAGAACAAUUUCUACACUGCUAGUAUGCAGUAAUGUGUAUUUAUUGUUAUUAAUUCCCCAGUUUGUGGAAGAUGCUAUCCAUAAAUGAAGCUAUUCUGGGAACAUACAAUCCGUUCGUAAUGUUACUGAAAUGCUGUGAGAGACACACAAGCACCAAACCUGAUUGCCGCAACAACAGGUUUGAAUGAGGCAUCCAAAACACAUUUAUAGCAUCACACACAAACAUGUAUUUAAGUCUUACUUUGUAUUAUUUUGUAUUAUUAUGUCUACUAUGUUGGGUAAUAUGAGUGUAAAAGUAUAUUAUAGGGGUGUUAUUCCUUGUCUAGAGGACUCUAAUAAUGUAGAGUCUAUAUUCAGAAGAUUAUAAACAGGUUUUAUAUGUCAUAAAUCAUUAUAUUUUGCAUAAAUCCAGGUCUGGAACCAAUUAACGGCGAUAAAGAAGCAUGGCUUAUGUCUACUAUGUUGGGGAAUAUGAGUAUAAAAGUGGUUAUAGGGGUGUUAUUCCUUGUCUAGAGGGCUCUAAUAAUGUAGAGUCUAUAUUCAGAAGGUUGCAAACAGGUUUUCUAUGUCAUAAAUAAUCCUAUUUUGCAGAAAUCCAGGUCUUGAACCAAUUAACGGUGAUAAAGAAGCAUGUCUUAUGUCUACUAUGUUGGGUAAUAUGAGUAUAAAAGUGGUUAUAGGGGUGUUAUUUCAUGUCUAGAGGGCUCUAAUAAUGUAGAGUCUAUAUUCAGAAGGUUGCAAACAGGUUUUCUAUGUCAUAAAUCAUCAUAUUUUGCAUAAAUCCAGGUCUGGAACCAAUUAACAGCGAUAAAGAAGCAUGGCUUAUGUCUACUAUGUUGGGUAAUAUGAGUAUAAAAGUGAUUAUAGGGGUGUUAUUUCAUGUCUAGAGGGCUCUAAUAAUGUAGAGUCUAUAUUCAGAAAGUUGUAAACAGGUUUUUUAUGUCAUAAAUAAUCCUAUUUUGCAUAAAUCCAGGUCUGGAACCAAUUAACGGCGAUAAAGAAGCAUGGCUUAUGUCUACUAUGUUGGGUAAUAUGAGUAUAAAAGUGGUUAUAGGGGUGUUAUUUCAUGUCUAGAGGGCUCUAAUAAUGUAGAGUUUAUAUUCAGAAAGUAUUAAACAGGUCUUUUGUGUCAUAAAUAAUCCAGGUCUGGAACCAAUUAACAGUGAUAAAGAAGCAUGGCUCAUUUUGUUUUUUUUUUAAUUAUUGAUGAUCAUUCUUGACUAGCUAUGUGCAACCAGGUCAAAAUGGACACCCGGCCAUUCCACCAGAUGAGAAUCCCUGCUUAUGAGUUACGAGCCUUAGAGGCUCUUGUACCAAAGAGCUUGUUUGUCUCCCAUAAUUCAAGCGGAAUUUCCCCAUUUGAUGUUUCGUCAUAAAUCAUCAAGAAAAACACGCUUUUGUUUCACCACAUAAAACGGCCGUGCAACAGCAACCAUGCAAUUUUCAGCUUCGGUUUGCUUUGAUUGAACAUGAGCAACAAAAAUGGAAAUUGAUGUUGCGUUAAUUACUACUAAGCAAACCUUACUUCCGUACUCUUACGCUGCAAGUGUGUCUAACAUGUUUUCUUCACGUUUUAUCCUACUUUUAAAAGUUUGAAAAAGGAAGUUUGGAAGUAGAAAUGCUUUAAAAAUGAGGAAGUCACCCAGGAAGGGGCAGUGUGGAAUAUUAAUAGGCUAAC
This is a messenger RNA of Doryrhamphus excisus (bluestripe pipefish), 2822 nucleotides long. RefSeq names its product rhophilin associated tail protein 1-like (gene ropn1l). The record is from RefSeq and is a predicted model, not a curated record. NCBI's taxonomy places the organism in Eukaryota, Metazoa, Chordata, Actinopteri, Syngnathiformes, Syngnathidae.